AUGGAGGUGAAUGUAGCUCCUCCCAAGAAAGGCGAAGUCCGCAUUAGAAUUCUUUACGCGUGUCCAUGCCACACUGAUGAGAUCACUCAACGAGGCGCAGAUCCCACUGGUGUGUACCCUUGCAUUCUCGGUCAUGAGUCAUGUGGAGAGGUGGAAUCUAUCGGAGAAGGUGUGACUACCUGCAAGCCUGGAGAUAAGGUUAUUCCUCUCUGGGAGCCGCAGUGCUUCCCUGAGGACAGGAAGGCCAGAAAAUGCAGAACGUGCCGCGGAUACGAGUGCCACAGAACAAACAUGUGUGGGAAGUUCCUCGAGGCUUUUGUGAAAGGUGUAAUGCCACUCGACAAUACUUCGCGCUUUACUACGAAGGAUGGGCAGCCGAUUCACCACUUCAUGGGAACUUCCAGUUUUUCGCAGUACACAGUCGUUCCCCAAGAAUGUGUAGCCGUAAUUCCUCCGGAAAGCCCCAUGAGCCGUAUGUCCCUUCUGGGAUGUGGAGUGGCAACCGGCAUGGGCGCUGCGAUGAACACAGGAAAGGUCGAAAAAGGCUCAGCAGUUGCUGUUUUCGGGCUCGGAUGCGUCGGACUGGCGUGCGUAGAGGGAGCGUAUCUGUCUGGCGCCAAAGAGAUAAUAUGUGUGGAUAUCAACGAGCAUAAGCUGGAAGUCGCAAAGCAGUUUGGAGGAACCCAUUUCCUCAACCCGAAAAAAUACGACAAGCCCAUCCAAGAGGUCAUUAUUGAGAUGACAGACGGCGGCGUAGACUAUGCUUUUGAAUGCACUGGCAACACAACUGUAAUGCGCAAUGCGGUAGAAUCAACUUGCAAGGGAUGGGGACUCGCAGUUAUCGUUGGAAUUGGCGAGGCCGGGAAGGAGAUUAGCACAAGGCCGUACCAUUUUAUUGUGGGACGGCAACUCAAGGGCUCUGUCUUUGGUGGCUGGAGGUCGAGAGAGGAUAUACCAAAGCUUGCUCAGAGAGUUAUCAGCGGAGAGCUCCAGUAA
Messenger RNA from Eimeria necatrix, 996 nucleotides. RefSeq names its product alcohol dehydrogenase class III, putative. The record is from RefSeq and is a predicted model, not a curated record. The transcript is spliced from 8 exons. Gene Ontology annotation, biological process: formaldehyde catabolic process. NCBI's taxonomy places the organism in Eukaryota, Apicomplexa, Conoidasida, Eucoccidiorida, Eimeriidae. Gene Ontology annotation, molecular function: S-(hydroxymethyl)glutathione dehydrogenase [NAD(P)+] activity; zinc ion binding. The coding region runs from base 1 to 996 and encodes 331 amino acids. Gene Ontology annotation, cellular component: cytosol.